This is a messenger RNA of Dipodomys spectabilis (banner-tailed kangaroo rat), 3730 nucleotides long. RefSeq names its product tripartite motif containing 58 (gene Trim58). NCBI's taxonomy places the organism in Eukaryota, Metazoa, Chordata, Mammalia, Rodentia, Heteromyidae. Bases 163 to 3519 code for a protein of 1118 amino acids. The transcript has 13 exons. Gene Ontology annotation, molecular function: protein binding; olfactory receptor activity; zinc ion binding. Gene Ontology annotation, cellular component: membrane. The record is from RefSeq and is a predicted model, not a curated record. Gene Ontology annotation, biological process: G protein-coupled receptor signaling pathway.
CCACUUACUUUAGUGGCCCUGCCUGGCAGCCUGCUUACCUUUCUCGUGAGGGUCUUUAAUAUCAGAAAAGAUUGAAUAAGAGUUUUAAGAAGAGCGGGAACAUAUAUUCACCGAGCCUUGUAACUGUGACUGAGACAGUCCAGGGGAAGACAGGAGUCUGGAAUGCAGCCCUGGUACCUGAGCAUCAGGAUCCUCCUGCUCUCCUUCCUGCUUUACUGGCCAGCCUCAGGACAAUUUGAUGUGAGAGGACCACAAUUACCAGUCAUUGCCUUGGUUGGAGAAAAGGCUUUUCUGCCUUGUUACCUCAGCUCAUCCAUGGAUGCUAGCAGCAUGAAUAUAACAUGGUAUCGUAUUGGUCGGUCAGGCUUUGUGUAUGCUCUUAGGAAUGGUGAGGAUUACACAGAGGGGCAGGCACCGGAGUACCGAAAGAGGACAGAGUUGCUGGUGGAGAAUAUCACCAAUGGACAUGUGCUUCUGAAGAUCGAUUCCAUCCAUCCUUCAGAUGGAGGGAUUUACACAUGCUACUUUGUAAGCUCCACAUACUUUGAAGGAGCCAGGGUUACACUGCUUGUUAAAAAUGCCUUAGACUUGAGCCUCAGUUCCUGGACAGUGAGACUGGCUAUAUUUAUGAUUUUCCUUGAUAUCUUCUUGAUGACCACCUGUAUUUUCUAUGCUUGCAGUAAUCUAGCCAAAGGCUUAAAGUCAUUGAUAUUCCUCCUUUCUUCACAGAAGAUGAACACAAUGCUCAUCCGCACCUUGUUAUAUGGUGAUAUGAAAUAUGUGAAAUUCAUGCCAGCAAAGAAGGAAGUUCCUGACCAUAUUGAGCAAUUUCCAUUUCAGCUGAACUGGGUCAGAGCAAAAUCCUCCAGUGUUGUGGGCUUCUAUAGGCUAAAGAUCAAACGCUACUUAUUGCUUUGCCAAAAGGAAUACUUAGAACUCAAUACCAUAUGGGAUGACAUUGAUUUCACUAAAAUUCGGUCCUACCAAUUGCAUAUUUCAGUGGCUCAAAUGAAGCAUAAGAAUUCCAGCACCAUCACUGAGCUAAUCCUGGUGGGAUUUUCCAACUAUCCCCAGUCUGAGAUUCCCCUCUUCUUCUUGUUCAUUCUGGUCUACUUGGCAAAUUGCUUAGGAAAUACAGCUGUCUUCGCACUGGUGCUUCUAAAUACCUCUCUUCAGACCCCCAUGUAUUUCUUCCUCUGCCAUCUGGCUUUCCUCAAUGUCUCUUUUAGCACGGUGGUAGUGCCAAAGAUGCUCUUCAAUUUUCUUGCAAGCAGGAAAGUUGUAUCUUACACAUUCUGCCUUGUUCAGACUUAUCUCACCUUAUUCCUGGAGUCAGCUGAGUGCUUUCUCCUGGCAGUGAUGGCCUUGGAUCGCUAUGUGGCCAUCUGCUACCCACUCAGAUACCUGAUUCUCAUGAACUGGUUUGUGUGUGUGUCACUGGCUUCCGGGGCCUGGAUCAUAGGGUUUUUUUCUUCUGUGGUUCCUCUCUACUUCACCAUCCUCCCGUUGUGUGGACCUUACACUGUUGACUAUAUUUUCUGUGAGUUGCCCAUACUUCUGCAUAUGUUCUGUGGAGACACGUCCCUGCUGGAAGCCAUGAUGGCCAUAGGAGGGGCUGGCACAGUGCUGGUGCCGUUCACCUUCAUUAUUCUCUCCUAUGUUCGAAUCUUGGUGGCCGUGAUGAGAACAGACUCAAGAGAGGGUAGGAAAAAAGCCUUUUCAACGUGUGCGUCCCACCUCACGGUGGUGACAAUCUAUUACGGAACUGGCUUGAUUCGGUACCUGAGGCCCAAGUCACUCUACUCAGCAGAGGGAGACAAACUGAUCUGUGUGUUCUAUGCAGUUAUCAACCCUAUGCUGAAUCCUUUCAUUUACAGCCUGAGGAAUAAGGAAGUGAAGGGAGCCAUCGCAAGAAUCCUAGAGAGAAGCGAUCGAAUCACAUGCUGCUGUGAGGUUCCUCCCGUCUGUGCCAGACCCGGAGCAGAGAUAGUGCAGGCGCUGGGUAGCAGCGCUGCUGUCAGCGGGUCCUGGCCUCGGUCUCCGCGGGCCAUGGCCUCUGGCGCGCCGGGGGAGCGGCUGCGGGAGGAGGCCAGGUGCUCUGUGUGCCUGGAUUUCCUGCAGGACCCGAUCAGCGUGGACUGCGGUCACAGCUUCUGCCUCAGGUGCAUCUCCGAGUUCUGCGAGAAGUCCGAGAGCGCACAGGGGGGCGUCUACGCCUGUCCGCAGUGCCGGAGCCCCUUUAAGCCCUCGAGUUUCCGACCCAACCGGCAGCUGGCCAGCCUGGUGGACAGCGUGCGGCAGCUGGGACUCGGCCUGGGCGCCGGGGCCUCCAGGGCGCGCCAGUGUCCCUGGCACCGCGAGGACCUCAGCCGCUUCUGCGAGGAGGACCAGGUGGCGCUGUGCUGGGUCUGCGACACCACCCCGGAGCACCGGGGCCACAGCACCAUGCCGCUGCAGGAAGCCGCCAGGUGCUACCAGGUAAAGCUCGAAAUAGCUCUGGAACAUGUAAGAAAAGAGAUGGAAGAAGCAUUGACUCAGGAGGUCAAUGUGGGGAAGAAGACUGUCAUUUGGAAGGAGAAAGUGGAAUCGCAGAGGCAGCGCUUCAGGUUGGAGUUUGAGAAGCACCGCGGCUUUCUAGCCCAGGAGGAGCAAUUGCAGCUGAGGCGGCUGGAGGAGGAGGAGCGGGCUACCCUGCAGAAACUGCGGGACAGUAAGAGUCAGCUGGUCCAGCAGAACAAGGUCCUGAAAGAGCUGGUGGAGGAACUGGAACAACGAUGCCAGCGGCCAGCCCUGAGUCUACUGGAGGGUGUAAGAGACACUUUGAGCAGAAGUUCAGCUGUCAUUCGGCUGGAACCAGAGACCAUUUCCAUGGAGCUAAAGACAGUGUGUUGCAUUCCUGGGAUGAGGGAAAUGCUGAGAAAAUUCCAAGUUGAUGUGAAGCUGGACCCUUCCACGGCGCAUCCCAGCCUCCUCCUGACCACAGACCUGCGCAGUGUGCGGGAUGGAGAGCUGUGGAGAGAUGUCCCCAGCAAUCCUGAGCGAUUUGAUACGUGGCCGUGUGUCCUGGGCCUGCAGACUUUCUCAUCCGGGAGACACUACUGGGAAGUUGUGGUGGGAGAAAGAGCAGAGUGGGGGUUGGGAGUCUGCCAAGACACAGUGCCCAGGAAGGGGGAAAGCACACCGUCCCCAGAGCAUGGCGUCUGGGCCGUAUGGCUGCUGAAAGGGAACGAGUACAUGGUUCUUGCCUCCCCCUCCGUGCCUCUUCUCCAACUGGAGCGGCCUCGCUGUGUAGGCAUCUUCCUAGACUAUGAAGCCGGGGAGAUCUCCUUUUACAACGUCACAGAUGGAUCUCACAUCUACACAUUCAACCAAGUGUUCUCCGGUGUUCUCCGGCCCUAUUUUUUCAUCUGUGACAUGGCUCCUCUGUUUCUGCCACCGAUGACUGAAGGAGAGGCUGGAGAUUGGGCAUCCAGGGGUUUUCUUGGCCUUGCCUCUAGUGUUGGAGAUGCACUGCCCUGAAGUUGCGUUCUCAAGAUGUCCUGCUACCCUGACAAACACCUUGGAGUGGAGCACAGCCUAUGAAGACUGAACAAAUGCCACAUUGGGACAGCACUUUAUUUGUCAUUGUGGUGGAGGUUAUCUCAUGAGGACCAAAGAGAAGAUGAAAAUUAUUUGCAUAUGGAGGAAUGGAGUAUAAUAAUUUUGGAAAUGGAGCAAGCUCAUCAAACUG